Molecule: messenger RNA, 1291 nt
Organism: Planococcus citri (citrus mealybug)
Lineage: Eukaryota; Metazoa; Arthropoda; Insecta; Hemiptera; Pseudococcidae
Product: isoprenyl transferase 1-like
Exons: 7
Coding region: 142-888 (248 amino acids)
Biological process (GO): polyprenol biosynthetic process
Cellular component (GO): endoplasmic reticulum; dehydrodolichyl diphosphate synthase complex
Molecular function (GO): ditrans,polycis-polyprenyl diphosphate synthase [(2E,6E)-farnesyl diphosphate specific] activity
Source: RefSeq, a predicted model, not a curated record
AAAAUUACCUAAUUAAAUCUCGACCGCUCCUCCCUACACCAGUUAAUUAAAAGAGAAAUAAUAGCUGUUGAAUUUCUUUGAAGUGAGUAUCACAGUACCACAGUAGUUCAACAUCAGAUGCAAAUACAUAAGUAGAACAAUAUGUUUUCUAUUGGUGAAUUUUUUCUGCACGUUUUAACACGUAUUUUAAGAAGUGGAAGAAUACCUCAGCAUAUUGCUUUUGUUCCGGAUAACAAUCGUACCUUUGCAAAGAAAACAAAUGCUGAUCUCUUAUCAACGUAUAUAAAAGGGCAAAGAGUACUCUCCAAAUUAUUAAAAUGGUGCGUGAUUUUGAAAACAUCGUGCGUCACCAUUUAUUUACUCAGCACGCAUAAUUUGAAGAGGAAUAAUUACGAGAAACAAUGUAUUUUCGACGCCAUUAACAUAUUUCUUCAUAAAUUAUUAAUUCAGCCAUUUCUUUUUUUUUUCAGAAUGAACUGCAGAAUCAAAAUAGUAGGAGAUGUUUCUGUGCUUCCGCAUGAAUUAAAAGAAUUAUGUACCUUAUUAUCAAGCCAGACGAAAGAUAACAAUGGUAUUUUGGUGAACGUAGCACUUAAUUACUCGGGAAAAGAAGAACUGAUAGACGUUUCAUGUAAAAUUUUCCAGAAAUUUUACCAAUUUGAAUUAAAAUUGAACGACAUGGACGAAAAUUUAUUCAGCGAUUUAGUUCAUACGAGGCCUUUUUCAGAUGUUGAUUUGAUGAUUCGAACAACAGUAGGUAAACGAUUAAGCGAAUUUCUUCUCUGGCAGAAUGCAUCGAGUUUUUUACAUUUCAUCGAUAUUUGUUGGCCUGAAAUUACAGAAUGGCAUUUACUAAGAGCAGUAUUCUAUUAUCAAUGCCACAAAUAAGAAUUUUAAAAUGCACUCGUUUAACAACACCUGUAAUGGGCUAAAAACAUAACACUGCAAGUUGUACUUCACCCACAUAUGUUAAUCCUCCUGCUGUUUGAUGUUAAUUUUACAAGCAAAAUUUUCAUAUAAAAUGAAAUCCAGCGGAAUAUUUACUAAUAAUGAAAUAAAAGUACGGUCGAAGUCGGUAAGUAAUUUUUCAAACAUUCAAGUGUCGUUCGGAGUAAAUUUUACAAGAACGUGUUCGUUUUUUAGAUCGCUCAAAUAUCUCAAAAUGAUGCGUUUAGGUGAAAAUAGAAACGCGUGCGUUUGUAUUGCUUUAUUCGUAAUUUGUCACCUCUCGUACGUGAGAUCAUUGAACAUAAAAGCACAGCCAUAUUCGGUAAUUAACAUGGAAGAUGAU